UCAAAAUUUGUGCCUCACACCAUAUUUUUUCUACCUAACACAUAUACAUACAUGAUCUAACUAAGUGUGUCAGUACAUAGAUUUUCACAGUUUUUGCAAUUUCUCGGUUGUGUCUCGUUGUUUUAAGACAGUGUAGUGGAAAGGUCCAAAAAGGGUUAAAGAAAGGUCUCAUCCACGUGAAAUAGUAUAAUGAAAACGUGUGCAACUAAACAGUGACAACUAAUAAACAAUUGCAUGUACGUUGCAAAACAAGUGUCAUCAUAGAUUCAUACUUAAAAAAUCAUGAAAAAAACAUCAAAACCAUAAAACAAAAACAAAAACACACUUUGGUUUCAUCCACCUACAAAUAUUUAGAUUUUAGCAGCAGCAACAAACAAACAUAGUACUAUGUUAUGUUGUCGGUGAAAUAUUGAAAAUGGAAAAAAAGAAGCAAAGUAAAGUGAAGGAGUGGAAGAACUGCAUUGAUUACUGUUGUUGGUUGAUUGGUUAUGUGUGUACAAUUUGGUGGCUUCUUUCAUUUUUGUAUCAGUUUUUGCCAGCUACAUUAACUGGUUUUGAAGUGGUUGAUUCACCUGGUUUGAGGAUGAAAAAUGAAGGGGUUAAAGCACUUCAUCCUGUUGUUCUUGUGCCUGGUAUUGUGACUGCUGGUUUGGAACUUUGGGAAGGGAGACCUUGUGCUGAUGGACUGUUUAGGAAGAAAUUGUGGGGUGCCACUUUUUCUCAAAUUCUCCAAAGGCCUUUAUGCUGGUUAGAGCAUCUCUCUCUGCAUAAUGAGACUGGUCUGGACCCGCCAGGAAUUCGAAUCAGGGCAGUUCCCGAGCUUGUUGCUGCCGACGAUUUUGCUUCUGGUUAUCAUAUUUGGGCAGCCUUAAUAGAAAAUUUGGCAAGAAUUGGUUAUGAAGGGAAGAACUUGCACAUGGCUUCCUAUGACUGGAGGCUGUCAUUCCAAAACACCGAGAUUCGAGACCAAGCUCUUAGUAGAUUGAAAAGUAAAAUUGAGCUUAUGUUUAUAACAAAUGGCUAUAAGAAAGUGGUAGUUGUGCCUCAAUCUAUGGGGGCUAUUUAUUUCCUCCAUUUCCUAAAAUGGGUUGAGACACCGCCUCCCAUGGGCGGUGGUGGUGGUCCAGGUUGGUGUGAAAAGCAUAUCAAAGCAAUCAUGAAUAUCAGCCCGGCAUUUCUCGGUGUUCCGAAGGCAGUUAGCAAUAUAUUUUCAGCUGAAGGCAGUGAUGCUGCAUUAGUCAGAGCUGUGACUUCUGGCAUUUUAAAUUUUGAUUACCUUGGUCUUCAAACGGUUGAACAUGUCUUGCGGGUAUGUAGAACUUGGGAUUCAAUCAUCUCAUUGAUGCCAAAAGGCGGUGAAACCAUCUGGGGUGACUUGGAUUCGGGUCCUAAUGAAUGGAGUAAAUGUGAUCAGGUUAAAAGGGGACAUGUGAAGCACAUUGUAAGUAACAAUACUUAUAACUGCGGUGAUAUGCAGAAAUGUAUCUACGUAAAAGAACCUACAAAGUAUGGAGGAAUAAACUCUUUUGGCAAGGCCGUUUCACAGUUACUUGCUUCGCUUCUCAGUACACUUGAUUCAGAAGCAGAGGAAAUUUCAUCUAAAUGUAAUUCUACUUCCUUUAACUUAUCAUGUGACGAUGUUCGGACUGAACAUAAUGAGAUAUGUAGAGGAAGCAUGGCUAAAAAAAAGGCUAGUACAGGAAGAACUGAUCUUGAUUUACUUAAUUUUGUUGCUCCAAAUAUGAUGAAGCGUGCCGAGGCUCAUUUCUCUCACGGGAUAGCAGAGAAUUUGGAUGAUCCUAAAUAUGCACAUUACAAAUACUGGUCUAAUCCACUUGAAACAAAAUUACCCGAUGCUCCGAAUAUGGAAAUAUACUGUCUAUAUGCUGUCGAAAUUCCGACUAAAAGAUCACAUGUACACAAGAUAUCGCCUUCUGACAAGUACAAGCAUAUUCCUUUCCAAAUGAAUGAUUCAUCUAAUGUAGAAAAGGGAAGUAAAUUACAAAAUGACGUUUCUUUAGUUGACGGUGACGAGCGUAUGAAUGUUGUAAGUUCAGGGUUCAUGUGCGCCAAAGGAUGGCGCAGAAGAACACGGUUCAAUCCUUCUGGCAUGGCUACAUAUAUAAGAGAGUAUCAACAAAAACAACGAGGUAGUGUUCUUGAAGGGAGAAGUCUAGAGAGCGGAGCGCGUGCCAACAAUAUUUUGCAAAGUAUUGCAUUGAUUGAAGAUGUUUUACGAGUUGCUUCUGGAGCCACCGGUGUAACUAUUGGAGGCGAUAGGAUAUUUUCCGAUAUCAGGAUGAUAUCUGAGAGGAUAAAUCUCAGACUAUGAUUAUGUUCAAUGGUUGAAUUUUCCGAUAUCAUGAUGGUAAGUGGCGUAGAAAAAAUAUGCAAGGUUAAUGUAGAAAUAGAAUAUGAGCAACAAAAUAUGUAAAUUAGUGAAUUUUGAUAGCUUAUACUAUAAUCAUCUGCCAUCAAAAGGAAGCUGUUGAGAUUUCAGAAGUGUUUGGAUACUUAUCAGAUGCUGAAUGUCAAUAGUAUAUGAAGCCUAAAUUACAUAACACGAACUUAAAGUCAUUAUCAUGUUGGUACAAUUAAAUAAUCAACUA
Medicago truncatula (barrel medic) is the source of this 2609-nucleotide messenger RNA. Its product is annotated as putative phospholipid:diacylglycerol acyltransferase 2. The record is from RefSeq and is a predicted model, not a curated record. Lineage: Eukaryota; Viridiplantae; Streptophyta; Magnoliopsida; Fabales; Fabaceae. Gene Ontology annotation, biological process: lipid metabolic process. Bases 416 to 2332 code for a protein of 638 amino acids. The transcript has 6 exons.